Drepanopeziza brunnea f. sp. 'multigermtubi' MB_m1 is the source of this 1374-nucleotide messenger RNA. RefSeq lists its product as uncharacterized. Lineage: Eukaryota; Fungi; Ascomycota; Leotiomycetes; Helotiales; Drepanopezizaceae. The record is from RefSeq and is a predicted model, not a curated record.
AUGAAGUUGAAAGCCAAGUUCAACCAGUGGCGUCUCGGGAGCCCAGAUGCAAACUCUCAAGCUCCUCCAACCACUGCUUCGACCAAAACUCGGGCCCGCAAGCUGAGCAAGUCAAUCCAGGCGCGCGUCGCCCGUCAAGCGUCCUCGAUUGCAACUCUUGGAUCGCGAGUCGGCCAAAAAGAGAAGGGUGGUACUGAAGCUGCAGUCGUCGCCACCGACCGUGAUCUCUCCGUAUCAGCAACUACAGCCGCCACCCUCAAUCUUUCUCUCGUCAACCGCACUUCCUCCAACAACGUGAAUGCCUAUGUCACAGGACUCGCAAUUGACAACAGCUACCGCUUCAUUCUCAUUCAGUCUGACGGUCGUACUCCUUACUACCCCUCCUCUCCUUCUUCCGUCGGUUCACCACUUGCUGUCAACUGCGCUAUCCCUCUCGGUCCUCCUGGCUCCAGCAAGAUUGUCACAAUACCUCGUAUUGCGGGUGGUCGAAUUUGGUUCAGCAUUGACUCAAGUUUGACGUUCCUGCUUAAUCCUGGCCCUGGGCUUGUCGAGCCUUCUGUUAGCAACCCCUCGGACCCAAAUUAUAAGCUCAACUGGGGUUUCUGUGAAUUCACCUUCAACAACUUCCAGCUCUUUGCCAACAUCUCCUACGUAGACUUUGUCUCGAUUCCCAUCGCGUUGAAUCUUAUCAAUACCGCCGGGGCCAAACAAAGCGUUAUCGGCAUUCCAAAAAAUGGGCUCCAAAGAGUCGCCCAAGGCCUCAUUGAUCAAAACGCCAAAGAUGGCAAAGGCUGGGAUAAGCUUGUAGUACGAGCCAGUAAUGGCAGUGUAUUACGGGCGCUGAGCCCCAACACAGGCAUCGUCAUGGACUCUUCGCUCUUCCAAGGCUACUACGAUGCCUAUGUCAACGCAAUCUGGGACAAAUACUCCCGUGCACCCUUGACGGUGGACACACAAGCGCAAUGGGGUACUGUCUCGGCCUACGUCUCCAACAACCUCCUUACUUUCGCCAACCUCGGCAGCUUCGCCAAACCUUCAGCCAAAGAUAUUUUCUCGUGCUCUACGGGCCCUUUCGCUGCGUACCCGGUCAACACUGAUGCGAUGGGAAAUCUUACGGCAAGGCUUGCGGCAGGUUUGAAUAGGAGCACGUUGUUGGAAGUCUCCAAGCAUCCGGCGGAGAACUUGAGGGCGUAUUAUCAGGGCGCAGGGGGAGUUACAAACCAUUACUCGAGGGUGGUGCACGCGGUUAAUGGGGAUGGGAGGGGUUAUGCGUUUCCGUAUGAUGAUGUCGGUGCGUCAGGCUCACAAGAUCUCGCUGGUGCUGUGAGUGAUGGAGCUCCAAAGACUUUGGAGGUCGUUGUUGGUGGGUAUUAG